Messenger RNA from Daldinia decipiens, 1081 nucleotides. Its product is annotated as Isochorismatase hydrolase. The transcript is spliced from 2 exons. The record is from RefSeq and is a predicted model, not a curated record. NCBI's taxonomy places the organism in Eukaryota, Fungi, Ascomycota, Sordariomycetes, Xylariales, Hypoxylaceae. Bases 400 to 1035 code for a protein of 211 amino acids.
AGAUGCUGUAUGGCUCUUCCGGGGGUGGUGACGCCAGUGGCGUAUUCUGUGACACUCCCUGCCGUUCUUCAGAUGCCAUGAUCUAUUGCCGUUCUUACUACUCAGAGUUCCAAUUGUAGUGGUGAGAUGUUGUUAAUGACCACGGAUUGGAAUGUCUUUCAUAUAUUCAAUUCUGAGUGGAGUUGAGCACCGGCAGUGUACGGAGUUGAGACUUGAGGGCCGGAUUAACAACCAAUCAUAGCUCGCUCCAUCCGAAACUCCGCCGGUCCCCCGGGCUUGAGCUGGACAGCCCCUGGAUCCGAAGCGAAUAAUACAAUCACAAUUAGAUGCGAUGGAGGAUAUACUUGCCUUUGCAAUUACUCAGCCGACUGUCCCUGUGACCUACAGCCAUCUUUAACAAUGGCGCCUGACCAACAUCCUCCCGAGGGCGGUUUGAACUUCGGCAAGAAUUACGCUGUACUCAACCUUGACUUGAUGACGGUUCUCAUAGAUGCCGUCAAGAACACUAUCGAAGGACGAGCAUUUAUUUCUAGCUGUGAGCGUUGGAAUGCCGCCGUUCACAAGAAAGACAUACGCCCCCCGACCAUAUUUACGACUCUCUUCUUUAAACCAGGAGAGCUUGAGCUAGCACAAGACGCUCCAUUCGAAAAGCUCAUCCGAGAGUUCGGUUCUUUCGCUGCUGGAUCUUCUGCAGUGCAGAUAGCAUCCAACUUUGAGGUCGAUAGCAAAGAUGUCGUACUUCAGAAAACAAGGUGGUAUGCCGGCUCAGGAAACAGCCUGGAGCAAAUUUUGAAGGCACGAAAUAUUGACACUAUCAUCAUAUCUGGUCUGAGCCUCUCUGGGGUCGUAAUGAGCACGGUUUAUCGAUUGUUUGACCUGGAUUAUAAUAUUUACGUUAUCUCGGACAACGUGUUAGAGUUGCCGCUGGACCAGUAUCAAAAAUAUUCUCAGGUUUUGCUAGGGGGCCUUUUGCCGAAAAUGAACUUGAGGGUAAUAUCCAUCAGCGAGGUUUUGAGGGGAUUGGAGCAAUCUUAGUUAGGCUGUCGUCAUAUGUUCCUAUUAUUGACCAAGACUGUGAUAU